Molecule: messenger RNA, 2367 nt
Organism: Symbiodinium natans
Lineage: Eukaryota; Dinophyceae; Suessiales; Symbiodiniaceae
Source: the annotation of a GenBank genome assembly
AUGGUUCCGAUAGUUGGUGGUGCAAGGUCCGUAAGCAGCAGUGAGAUGGCAAUUGGAGCGAUGGUGAGUGCUGGAUGUAGUUCUGGCAACGAGCCAACGAUGGAGAUGGCUCCUGGCAUGCCCUUGAAUGCUAUCAUCAACGCUUCGCAAUUGCCACCAGCAGAGCAUGUGCAGUUUCCGGAAGAUGUGCUAGCAGCUCAACUUUCUGGUGCGGCACAUGUUGGAGAAGUGGCAAGCUCAGGGCCAACGAAUCCGAUGAUGCGCUGGAUGAGGAGGAGACUGCAUGAAGUGUUGGAAGGAUUUCAGAGACGGGGUGAGGCCUUUUCAGGUUUCCAGACGCCGCCACCUGCAUGGAUGUAUCCUUCUCCUUGUCCGUCGCCGAUGGAACGAGCCUCGCCACCAAGCAGACCGCGAGCUGAGACUUUGUGGACUCAGCAGCAAUGGGAAAGGGUGCAAGCCAUGGAGCAAGAGGCUCCCUUGCUGCAUCCCCCACGACGUGAAGUUCCGCGUGAAUCUGCAAGUACCUCAGAUGUUCCGUCAGAUGUGGUUCAGGAAGAGGUCAGACGGCAGAUGGCGGGUGUGAUGAGCAUGCUGAAAUCUUCGCAAGAUGAGGUGCGGAGGUUGACGGCAGCGCUGGACAAGCGAAGGGCAAUGGAUGGGAGAGAGCAGCGGGAGGAAGGAGAUGGCCGCCUACCACAACAAGAAGGCGCUCAUGCUCGCAAUCUAGCUGGACUUUCUGGACCAGGAGGCAAUUCCUUGUUCCCAUCAAUGCCAGAGGUUCGUCAAGCAGGUGAUCCUUCUCCUGGGCUUGGAGGUCAAGGAAGGGAAGAGUAUCCUCAUGUAGGAGGAAGGAGUGGCCUACCACAACAAGGAGGCGCUCCUCGCAAUCUAGGUGGACUUUCUGGACCAGGAGGCUAUAAUGCACAUCCGAGCACUACGUCACCGUCGGGAAUGCCUUCUAGUUCCAGACCAAUGCCAGAGUCGGGGGUAAGGCAGCAGCAAAGUGCGACAGCGCCCACGGCAAAGGCAGAUCCAUUGAACGUCUUGGUCACUGGCAUGCAGCAGUUACAAGCGGCUAUGCUGAGGCAGAUAGGUUCGCAAUCCCAACAAACCCCAGAGAUUGUGAAACCGGGAUCGGCUGUGCUACCGUCGCUACCAUCUCCAACGGAAUCUGCUCCGAUAGAUUAUCAAGACUGGGUGUCGUUGCUGCAAACGUAUAUGGCAGAUCUGAGCGACUCGAGCGGCGAAUGGUGGGCUCGCAUCAUGGAGUGUGUGAACAGGGCCUACCAAGAGUACCUCAGGUCAACUCCUUAUGAGCGACUCACCCUGCAACCUGAGGAACCACCGGAGCUGAUCACUGGACAGUUUUCACGAGUACAUGCACGAGCAGCACAUCUGAUUUUAGCAGCACUGGCAACAGAGGUCAAGUCGGAGCUGGUCGCAUCACGAAAGACAACUGUGAUUCAAGCGAUGUUCAGGCUCACUAUCUUGUACCAGCCGGGAGGAGAAGGAGAACGGCAGUUGAUCCUCUCAAAGCUGACUACGCCAACUUCGGUGACUACGCCAGCAGAAUUGGUAGUGGUGCUUCGUGAAUGGGAACGAUGGCUCCGGCGGGCCAAGGUGAUUGGUUUGUCCACGCCAGAUCCCUCCAUUCUGGUGGCUGGUUUGACGAAUUUGAUGAGGUCCUUGUUAUCUGCAAAUCAGGAAGCGCAAUUCCGGACCUCGAUGAUACGGAGCAACUUGAUGAUCGAUCAGGUCCCAACACAGGAGGGAGUGAUGAAGCUGCAUCAACAUUUGUUGUCAGAAGCGGAGCAGAUGGCUACAGGUGGGGAUGCUAGAAAGGGAGGAAAAGGGACGGCUUCUUCCUCCGAGUCUCCAAAUCCGAAGCUGAGAGGGCUUACAACACCUACUGCGUCACCGAGCGAAAGGCCGCCCAAGAACCCUCAAGCAAAACCAAAGGCCUGCAAAUUCUUCACCUCAGAGAGUGGAUGCAUGAAGGGCCAGGAGUGCAAGUUUGGGCAUGAGUUCAAGGAGCUGCCGGACAAGAAGGAUAGGUGUUGGAAAUGUGGUUCGAAGAAACACAGGGCAGCAGCAUGCACAGCGGGGCAAUCACCGACCUCUCCAACUGCUAAAGCAGGACCUCCGAAGGAUCCAUUGCCGAAGGGACAGCCAGCCCUAAGAGGACAAGCAACUUCUUCCUCAUCGGUGCCUCCGUCGCCAUGUGAACCGCCAGGGCUGACGGGAGGUGAGACUUCGGCAACUGCAACCUCAGCGCCAGCUCCAAUAGCAGCAGCAUCGGCAACCACGACGAGCAGCUCAUCCAUUCCAAUGACCGCUCAGCCUAAGGCAUCCAAUCCUACGUUGUAG